Molecule: messenger RNA, 894 nt
Organism: Phaeodactylum tricornutum CCAP 1055/1
Lineage: Eukaryota; Bacillariophyta; Bacillariophyceae; Surirellales; Neidiaceae
Exons: 1
Molecular function (GO): acid phosphatase activity
Source: RefSeq, a predicted model, not a curated record
UUUCGAACAGCUCCACCAGCAGGAUCCUUUCCUGUGAGCUUGGCAAUUAUCGGAGAUAUCGGACAAUUUCCCCAUUCUGAGGAAACGCUGGCACGCUUGCUGCGAAAUCGCAACGAAAUGGACGCAGUAAUUUUAGCAGGCGAUAUUGCGUACACCAACUACGAUCAUCGCCGCUGGGAUACUUUUUUCGACUUUCUUGACGAUUAUCCUCUCUUUGAGCACAUUCCACUACAAAUUUGUCCUGGAAAUCACGACAUUGACAUGAACGAUGUCGCGAACGAUAUUUUUCAAGCCUACGAACACCGCUUUCGAAUGCCGCGAGUAAAGCCUCCUCAACUUGAGCUGUACGACGGUCCGCACGGCGCGAUGAAUAUGGAUGCACCUCCGUAUCCGUUACCUUACGAAUGGGGCAAUGCAUAUUACUCUUUUACAUACGGUGCCUCGAAAAUGAUCAUGAUCAGUGCUUAUUCGUCAAUGGAACCCGAUUCAAUUCAAUACAAUUGGAUUGUGGAUGAGCUAGAAGCGGUAGAUAGGAGUAUCACACCAUGGGUGAUUGCUGUUAUUCAUACCCCCAUCUACAACACCUUUUCAUUGCAUCAAAAAGAUUUACAAAUUGUUGCCGCAAGACAGCACCUCGAACCGUUACUCGUGGAGCACAGGGUAAAUAUGGUCUUUAGCGGACACAUUCAUGCCUACAUGCGCACAACCACAAUGUCAAACGAGACGUUUCAUCCUCACGGUCCUAUGCACGUCACGGUUGGCGCUGGUGGCCGUAAUUGCGAAGCACCUUUUAAAAAUGAUGAGCCCGAACCGUGGCUGGAAGUCCGUGACGCAACUAUUUACGGCUACGGAAUGCUGCGGAUACAUAACGCCACAGUGGCAGAGUGGGACUGG